UCGCGCUGAGUAGAUGAUGCUGAAAUCAGAUCGACGAGUAAACAAACAGGUGUUGAGCGCUAGUGGGUGAAUAAAACGACUUUGUCUUAAUUGCGCCAUCCUCAGGAAAAAUAAGGCUUAAGAGAGUAACUGGUGUCAUACGUUCUCAGCUAGUAUGGCUGCCGACUCCACCAUGAGAUCUGAAGUGGAGGAGCUGCAGAGGAGGGCCAAUCAGGUGACGGAUGAGUCCCUUGAGAUCACUAGAAACAUGAAGCUCCUGUUGGAGGAGAGUAAAGAUGCAGGAAUCAAGACACUUGUUAUGCUGGACGAGCAGGGAGAGCAACUGGACCGUGUAGAAGAGGGCCUGGACCAGAUCAGCAAGGACAUGAAGGAGGCUGAGAAAAAUCUCACUGACAUGGCCAGGUGUUGUGGUCUGUGCAUCUGGCCAUGUACAAAACUAAAGGACUUUGAAGCAAGUGGGGCGUAUAAGAAGGUUUGGGGUAAUAAUCAAGAUGGGGUGGUGUCUAGCCAGCCCUCUUCUCGAGUUUUGGAUGAUAGAGAGAAGAUGACCAUGAGCGGUGGAUAUAUUAGAAGAGUGACAAACGAUGUAAAGGAGGAUGAAAUGGAGGAAAACUUGGCACAAGUCGGUAGUAUCCUUGGCAACCUCAGAAGCAUGGCACUUGACAUGGGCAAUGAAAUCGACACCCAGAACAUCCAGACUGAACGCAUACAGAGCAAGGCCGUGGUCAAUGAAUCCCGCAUCAGUGAGGCCAAUCAGAGAGCCACAAAGCUAAUAGCUAGAUAAAACCAUGGGAUUUUCCUUUGUUGAACACAUUUACAGCCUUCUGUAGAAAUUUUUUUGCACAUAUUGAUAAAAAAAUAUUAAGUUGCUCUUAUUUUAAAUGACCAUUUACAGAAUUUGGAUUACUGCCUGAUAUCAGUAAGUUAUUAUUAUUAUAGUUAUUAUUGUUCUACUUCAAUAUGUCAAGGAAAAAUAAUGAAUGCUAAUAUGUUGUUUCAAGUCUGUGCUGUAAUUGUAAUUUAAUCUGUAUAGAAACAGCACUGCUAUCUUUGUUUUUUAAGCCUGCAGGAGAUUUUGAAAACUGUCACUUGAAAACUGUGAAUAGUCUAAGCCCAUUUGGAGGGCAAAACAAGACAGUGAUAUUUAAAGGGCAAAUUCAGUACACACCUUAAUGAUGAUACAGACUUAGCACAGGCAAGCAGAUGAAACCACAAUAUAAACGCAAUGCGUGAAGUUUCACAUUAAAUGUUUUUCCAUGAAAAAACAUUAUAAAGAAGACACUUGACCAUUUAGAACCUUGCGUUCCUAUUGCACACUCAUCUGCUUGCAUGUAUAAAGCAUUCAUCAUCAAUAAAGUGUAUAUUGAAUUUGAUCUUGAAAUUGUUUUCACAUUAGACUUUUUAAUCACAGUUUUUAAUUGAAACAUUGUUUUAUAUGUAUCUCAAAUGGCCAAAACUUGCAUUUUUGUUUGCAUAUCUUUGUUUCAUCCUUCUGAGAGAUGGUCUAAAUAUCUGUGGAUUGGAAACAAAUGGAAAAUUGACAGGCUUGUGCUGCACUUCUAUGGAUGGU
Carassius gibelio (silver crucian carp) is the source of this 1570-nucleotide messenger RNA. RefSeq names its product synaptosomal-associated protein 25-like. Gene Ontology annotation, biological process: exocytosis; synaptic vesicle priming; synaptic vesicle fusion to presynaptic active zone membrane. The record is from RefSeq and is a predicted model, not a curated record. Bases 155 to 784 code for a protein of 209 amino acids. The transcript has 8 exons. Gene Ontology annotation, molecular function: SNAP receptor activity; syntaxin-1 binding; voltage-gated potassium channel activity. Lineage: Eukaryota; Metazoa; Chordata; Actinopteri; Cypriniformes; Cyprinidae. Gene Ontology annotation, cellular component: SNARE complex; plasma membrane.